AGAGACAUAACAGUGUGAUUUAAAAGCGAAUUUCAUUUGGGUUAGACGCACAUUUCGACGGGUUUUUAUUCAUAUUCACCCAUUUUGAACCCAAAGGGCGGGCAGCUGAGAUCGGAGGCUCAUUUUUUUCUUCGGCGAAUUCCCAAUUCAAGGUAUUAAGAGAUGGCCGACGGCGAAGAUAUUCAACCACUCGUCUGUGACAAUGGGACAGGAAUGGUUAAGGCUGGAUUUGCUGGAGAUGAUGCUCCAAGGGCUGUGUUUCCCAGCAUUGUUGGUCGGCCUCGUCAUACUGGUGUGAUGGUUGGGAUGGGCCAAAAAGAUGCAUAUGUUGGGGAUGAAGCACAGUCUAAGCGUGGUAUCUUAACAUUGAAAUACCCAAUUGAGCAUGGUAUUGUGAGCAAUUGGGAUGAUAUGGAAAAGAUUUGGCAUCACACUUUCUACAAUGAAUUGCGUGUGGCCCCAGAAGAACACCCAGUUUUACUCACUGAAGCACCUCUCAACCCUAAGGCUAACCGUGAGAAAAUGACCCAAAUCAUGUUUGAGACAUUCAACACUCCUGCUAUGUAUGUUGCUAUACAGGCUGUUUUGUCCCUUUAUGCUAGUGGUCGUACAACUGGUAUUGUUCUGGACUCUGGAGAUGGUGUCAGCCACACUGUUCCAAUUUAUGAGGGGUAUGCCCUCCCACAUGCUAUCCUUCGACUUGACUUGGCAGGUCGUGACCUGACUGAUGCCCUUAUGAAAAUCUUGACUGAGCGUGGUUAUUCCUUCACCACCACAGCUGAGCGUGAAAUUGUAAGGGAUAUGAAGGAAAAACUGGCUUACAUUGCCCUUGACUAUGAACAAGAGCUUGAAACUUCCAAGACAAGUUCUUCGGUUGAGAAGAGCUACGAGUUGCCUGAUGGACAGGUGAUCACCAUUGGCGCUGAACGUUUCCGUUGUCCAGAAGUCCUCUUCCAGCCAUCCAUGAUCGGAAUGGAAGCUGCUGGAAUUCACGAGACCACAUACAACUCCAUCAUGAAGUGUGAUGUUGAUAUUAGGAAAGAUCUAUAUGGAAACAUCGUCCUCAGUGGUGGAUCUACUAUGUUCCCAGGCAUUGCUGACAGAAUGAGCAAGGAAAUUACUGCUUUGGCACCUAGCAGCAUGAAAAUCAAAGUGGUUGCUCCACCUGAGAGAAAGUACAGUGUCUGGAUCGGUGGCUCCAUCCUUGCAUCCCUCAGCACUUUCCAGCAGAUGUGGAUCGCCAAGGCAGAGUAUGAUGAAUCUGGUCCGUCAAUUGUACACAGGAAGUGCUUCUAGUUAUGUGACAUGGAGCAGUGGAAGUGUAAUUUCCUGUUUGUCGGAUAUGUUUCUCUCAAAAUUUUCGUGUCUUAUGUUUCGAAUAAUGAACUAAAAGUCUUUGGAGGUCAUGGCAGAGAGAUUUUAUUCUUUUAUCAUUGUUUUUUUUUUCUUAUUAGCCUGUGUUUGAACAUGGAAUUUUGUUCAGUGCUUAGCAAAACCUCUCUGCAUUUUAUUGUUGUUGAUUAUAUGUGUUCCCUUUCGACUUUCAUUCCAUUGUAGUAGAUAUUAUUAUUAUCAUUAUUAUUUGGCUUUUACAUUA
This is a messenger RNA of Humulus lupulus (European hop), 1597 nucleotides long. RefSeq names its product actin. The record is from RefSeq and is a predicted model, not a curated record. Bases 163 to 1296 code for a protein of 377 amino acids. Gene Ontology annotation, cellular component: cytoplasm. NCBI's taxonomy places the organism in Eukaryota, Viridiplantae, Streptophyta, Magnoliopsida, Rosales, Cannabaceae. The transcript has 5 exons.